Molecule: messenger RNA, 1563 nt
Organism: Chaetomium globosum CBS 148.51
Lineage: Eukaryota; Fungi; Ascomycota; Sordariomycetes; Sordariales; Chaetomiaceae
Exons: 2
Coding region: 1-1563 (520 amino acids)
Molecular function (GO): protein binding
Source: RefSeq, a predicted model, not a curated record
AUGGAGCCUGCACACAUUACUGAAUUCGGGUCCGACCGGUACCUGGAGAAGUUCCACCAGUCGCAGGCAAAUCCCGCCGCGCCAACAGCUCCCGCGGCUGGACUCCCACAAUCACAGUUCAUAUUACCCCUUCGGGGAGCAGUACCGUCCGAAGUAGAGGGGCCAGCAAACAAAUCUGGGGAUCAAAAGAAGAAGGCAUUCGGGUUUCUCAGGUCCAAGUUUCACAGCAAGAAUUCCCCGGCGGCAACCGCGAGCAAUACCGAGCUCCAGGAGCAACGGCCCUCGUCGAUACAUUCCACGAGCGCCCGGAAAACCGCCGCUUUCGAUCAGCUCUUUGUUGCCCUUCCGAAUGAACUACAAAUCGAGAUCAUUGCGUCGCUCCCGCUCUCCGACGUGUUGAAUUUACGGCUGGCAUCCAGAUCCCUACACGCCCUUGUGUCGCUGAACGAGACGCCCAUCACCCGCUAUCAUCUCGACCACCAUGUGCCCGCAUACGCCAAGCGCCUUUACCCGGCACCCGAGGGCGUGCCCCUGAAUUUCCAUUAUCUAUGCGGUAUCUGGCAUCGGUUACACGUCGCCGCGAAGUUGUCGUAUUUGAUAUGCGAGUGGGUGUCUAAAGAGAUGUUCUUCAGGAAUACGGAGGAGAAGAAGCGGGAAUUCGCACCACAAAGGGAACGAAUGCGACGGCGUUUGAUACCGAUGGUCUUCACCACCUUCCACUUCUUCGAAACGUACCGGAAAUUGCACCUCAAAUACAUCGCCGAGCACGGUUACGGGCUGCACCAAACCCCCUACACAGUCAACCCCGUCGAGACCGAAAUUCUCAACAUGUACGAUGACCGAACGCUGUACCAAGUCCACGAAAUCUUUCCCCUGAUAAUGGCAUCUUUCGACAGACGUCUUCGGCCGCCUUCGUAUGUCGGCCGGGUGGAGCGAUCCUUGAGGGGAUACCUCAGAGACAAACCUCCAGAGGAGGUACAUGUCGCGAUUCUUUGUCUUGGUGGUCUCCGGGAAGUGGAAAAGAUCUGGGAGGUCAAAACAUACAACGCGCGCCGCGCCGCCGUCGAUGCUUGGUAUGCGUCCAUCGCCAAGGAGCCUGCCGAACCACCAGAAGGGAAGAAGCGCCGGGGGAUGCUGGGCCUGAAGCGGAAAAAGUCAUCGCUCACCUUGACCAAAACAAACUCGAAUGACGCUGCACCGUCAUCUCGGAAUUCGGGCACCUCGAGCGUUGCCGAAGGCAAACGACCGGAGAGCUUGGUGUUCUGCACCAGCUUAGCCGCCGGCAUGCCUAUGGGGAACUUGAGCAAGGACGAGUACAAGUCGCUCCUGUCCGAUCUGCCCGGGCUCCGGAAGAUUUGGUCGGAAACAGCCGAGGCAAUGAUCUUGGACCGCAAGAUUGUCCAACGACCGAGCGAUAUCCGCCGCAAUGCUCAAAUAUUUACCGACUUGAUCAGCGAGAACAUCGCUGAGGACGAGGACCAGUGGCUUUACGGCACUACCGCAUCCGAGUCGGUACGACCGAACCUCGACGCGAUCGAGGAAGAGCCCAUGGGAUGCCCCUAA